GCGCGUAACGCGCGGCGACUCCGCCCCCGACUCCCUUCACGCCGUUCCGCGGUUCGGCGGCGGCGGACGGGCGACCGGCCGUCUCUCUCGCAACGGCAUCCAGUCUCGAGCUCGCCUCUCGACACGGUUUCAUCUCGUCGCCCGUGUCCGUUUUUUCGUGUCCGCGCGAUCGGCUCGCCGUCUCUCCCGAGGUCGAUUAGCUCAUUAUUAGCCGCCGGCUCCAGUUUCCGCAGCGUGGAAACCCUCGCCCCGUUGUUUCUCUCGCGGUGAACGGAGUGACCGAUCGACGAAGGGAGUUCGACGAUCUAUCCCGGAGGAUCUACGCCCAUUAGCGAAGAUUUUCUCGAUUGUGUGCUUUCCGAUUUAAGGGAACCCUUCGAAAUCUGUUCGCGCUCGCGGCCGCCACGAACGCUCCGUCACGAAGAUGUAAGGUGCGAGAUCGCAGCAUCGGCUCUUGCGAUGUACUUUCCCGCAUCGUAUACAAAGGACAGUUUUACCCUUCUUUAACGAUAUUGCGAUACUGUGCGAAUUGUGUGUCGUCAGUGUGAAACGAAUGUGUUUUGCUUACCGCGAACGAUUUCGGGAGCAUGAAACGAUUUGUUUGUCGCACGACGUCCGAGUGUCAGUGAAACCAGAUUCCGGACGAUAAACAAAUCUUGACUCGAUAAAUCGGAGAGAGGCAUCGUUGUACCCUAUCUGUCGAGGCCCAUCGUCGGCGGUGCAAUUGUGGAGAGCCCGACCGGUGAUUGGGUGCAGCUGCAGCAGCAUCGGGUAAAUGCGACGGCCGACGCCUUUAUGAGUUACGUGGACAGAUCCAGGAUGGUCUCGCACAUCAUCCCUGUUUCUGGGGAGCUGCAGCAGGAGAAUGGCAACAUGAACUCCUCGGUACACUGCACUCAUUCCCUGAAAAUCAAACAGGAACCGUUUCAGCUGUCGCCGCCGUCGCCCUUGCCGUCUCUUCAUCAAGUGAGCGGUUUCGUAUCCGAACUGCAGGGUGGCUACAUCGGCAGUAACGCGAAGGACCUCGACUCGUCGUCGGUUUCCGGUAGCCUAGGCCGAGGUUUAUCAUCGCACCAUAUCCCCCUGAGCCACCACCAUCACCACCACCACCAUCAUCAUCCCCAUCAUAGUGUGCACAGCCCCAGCUCCGUAGUCUCUAUACACACCACGACAACCACCACCACCGCCACUACCACCGUCUCACCGCCGACGCAUCUUCACCUGGACGACAAGAGCUCGUCGCCCGUGGGCACCCUUCACAGCACGACCAAUAGCAAUCCUCCCACGCCGUCCGCAACCUCCACGCCCAUCGCGGCCAUCACCGACAGUACCGCGACUACCGUCGCAACCACCGUCGCAACCACCGGCACGAACAAUGGUACCAACGCCACGAACAACAAACCGCCCUACAGCUAUGUCGCCCUCAUCGCCAUGGCGAUACAGCACAGCUCGCAGAAGAGGGCGACCCUCAGCGAGAUCUAUACCUAUAUCACCUCCAAGUUCCCGUACUUCGAGAAGAACAAGAAGGGAUGGCAGAACUCGAUCAGGCACAACUUGUCGCUGAACGAAUGCUUCGUCAAGGUGCCCCGAGAGGGUGGCGGCGAGAGGAAGGGCAAUUUCUGGACGCUUGAUCCGCAAUACGAAGACAUGUUCGAGAACGGCAAUUACCGAAGGCGAAGACGAAUGAAACGUCCUUACAGAAACGCUCCGUACAAACCGCCGCUUUACGCCGAUCCGUUCUCGACACCUCACAUGCAUUUGGCCCCCAGAAACAUUUUCGGCCACUCACCCCCUUCGUACGCCCCUACUGCUUACACGCGAUACGAUACGAGCGCAUGGAAUCUCCAACAGCCACAACUCUCGUACAGCCAUUGCCAGUCGCUGCAGCCGCAAUUGCAGUCGAUGCAGUCGAUGCAAAUCCCGGCAAUGAACGGCUACAGCCAACUGAGCACCUCGUUAAGUGAGUCACUAUUCUUGCACUUUGCACCCUCUUUUGUCGAGCGGGGUAACGCUGAACGACCAGACAAAGCGUUUCAAGGCAAUCCUUACCUGGAUGUUCCAGGUGGAACGGCCGGAUCGCCCGGUUCCAUGGGCGGCGGCUCCUUCAGCAGCAGCUUUGCCGCGUGCGGCAGGAGGCACGAAUCCGCGAUAACCACGGAUGCGAUGUCCAGUAGAUGCUAUUGGCCCGAGAUGGUGAACGUGAAGGAGGAGCCCGGGACCAAUGUGUCGACCAGUAGCGUCGGCGGCGUCAGCGGCGUCGGCAGUGUCGGCGGCGUCGGCGUCGGAGUCGGAGUCGGCGUCGGCGUCGGCGUCGGCGUCCCGUCCGGCAUGAUGGGCACCGCGGCGUCGUCGGGCGUCCCCACGACGGGAUUCGCGUCGAUGGACUUCCAGACGCGUUCCAAGUGCUUUAUGUGAACACGAGAGGAGCCGCCGUGCAAGCAGCAGCGCGUACAGCUACGUGACGAACCGACGACGACGCGACGUCGCGACGAGGAUCGACGAGGGACAACGCGAUCCUACGUGAUCUAUCGCGCGGCGCGUUAGAUCGCGACGAGAUGAUGGAUUCGCGAUUCGACGAACGCGGUGAGCGAUGCAUGCGACGCUCAUCUCCCGAUAACGCGCGGCAAUAUGCGGAUUAUAUUUAUCAAAUAUUAUCGAACAAUAUCUGAUAAUUGUUUAGCUGAUAUUAUUGGAUUGGUCGUUCGCGAAUCUAACCGCGCGGGAGAAAGCGCAACGUAAACUCGCUCGUGUAAUUGCUGUUGUUAUGUUAAUUCGAUGUUAAUGUAAAGGUUACGUUCGUUCACGCUUGUUAAACACUUAAGCGACACAUUACGUGCACGCGGGGAGUAGCCGCGCCUAUCGUGCGAAAUAUUACAAUACGAUGCAGUAUAUAGUAUGAUCCCUCGAAUCUUUAUCGCGAGAAUGGCAGCCGUGUGAAAGGAGAACAUAGGGAUGAUCUCUCUCGGUUUUAUCUCCCUCCCCCCCCUCGUUUUUUUCGAUAUAACACGUUUGAAAAUACCUCUAUCUUCGCACAUCGUUGUCGACUGCUAGACAGUAUUUAAUAUCUUGACGAGAGAGGCGAGAGACGAAGGAAAUUUGUUCACAACGAAAAUGAGAUAUCGUUUUUCGAUCACGAUAGAAAAGAGAAUACGUUCUGAACUAAUUCCUGAAAGAAAGAAAUGUUAUUCCAGAAAGUUACAGUGGCAAAAUUUUGCACGCGUUCAAGCGCUCUUGCAAUGAUCAAAUGCUACCUUUUCUAUUGCGAUAUAAACAUUUGCAACAGAAACGGUAUCUCUUAGUUAAUAUGGAUCCAUUGUAAGAAGAGCGAUGUAGAGAAAAAUCGUCUUAUUGUAGAGAGUUCUUUUAUAUAAAUAUAUAUAUAUAUAAAUAUAUAAAAUUUAAUGAAUAAAGUUAGACAUGUUUAAUCGUACAAAUAUGUACGUUUCAUGCUGAGAAAAGAGUAGUUAAGUUGUCUAUAUUUUUAAGUUAAAUAUAUAAAUAUUUGAAUUGAAGUUUAAGCAUUUCAUGUAUUUAAGUUAAAUACAUAAAUACUUCAACUGAAGAAAUUUAAUUAAGUGGAAAAAUUUUGUCAAAUUAAUUACUUUUUCCUUAGCGUGUGAACCAUGUAGAUUAGAACGGAAUUGUUUUCGCGAUUACGAUGUAAAUAUACGAUUAGCGUAGACGUAGUAACGAUUUUAAGUAACUCAUACUGCGAGCUAAUUAAUCUUAUGUAUAAAUCAACUAAAAUUGACUUCUAUUAAAUGUAACGUUCAAGUUAUUAACGAGAUCGUGUAUGAGCACUUUGUGACAGCUGCGGUACAGUGGUUCGAUGAAAAUCCACAUGUAAAAAAAAAUAUAACUGCGGCCGUAUGAGAGACGAAAAUAAAUCUUAAUUAUUUAUCAUCGAAAAGUACAAUUCUCUUCCAGGCAGUCACUUUACUUGAGAGAGAGUCACACUUUUCAUUAUAAAUUUCGCUAUUGAUGUUUAAUUGAAUUAAAUAUUUUAUUUUCAUUCACGCAAAAAUCUAUCUAAGGAAGUAUAAAAUUAUCUGUCGCUUUACUUUCAACGUUAUAAUAAGAUUGAUAAAAGUAUCGAACUCCAUUUUGAAUGAUAUAAAGAUUGUUUAUCAAAAUGUUAGUUACCCACGUAAUACACAAAUGACAUUUAACUAAUAAUGCGUCUCGCUAUUAUGCAAACAUCAAAUAUUACUAUAAUAUAUUAAAUGCCAUACUAAUUUAUAUAACGCAUGCGUUAUUAAGUCAAUACACAAUAAUUAUAUUAAUUAAGCAUUUAAAUAUUCUUAACUUUGUCCGAAAUUUUCCCUUUUAUUUAAUAUCUUAAUGCACCAGGAGACAAUAUUGAAAUAUCCAUUAAGGAAAAAAGUUUUCUUCUUCCGGAAAUAGUUUCUACAUAGUAUCUACGCGCUACUGCAUCCUGCUGCAGGUCUGCCUCACAGGAUGCCAAGGAGAAUAGUGCGCGCCGGAGGGCGGGGGGGGAGGAGGAGGGCGAGUGAACUGGACCAAUGGCCGGCGAAUGUUUUGCGUGCGCGAUGUUUGCAAAACAAUCCGUACGCCGUAGGUUUUAAUAUUCCUCGUAAAAUCUGGAACGCUAUAAGCGCAGGUCGCGUCAACACUGCGCGUGCAUCGAACACGGGAAUAGCACGUGCAUCUUGUUUUCUGAUCUAGGAGAACGUGAGCGCGAGGGAGCACACGCUGUCAAUGACGCCGUUAUGGCAUUUCUCUUACGGACUGCAAAUAUGUUAAGCUCGGCCGGAUACACGAUUGCAAGAAGCGAGCCUUCGCCGAAGAAUGACGGAACAAAUUUUUUUCGUAUGAAAAUAAAGAGGCAAAAUAAAAAUUGCGAGGAACGGAUACGACAAGCUAAUAUUUUGUUAAACUGUAAUAUGUUGCUAUAUUUGAUGUGCAUAUUCUCUUUCAGCAAUUAAGUAAGUAUUAAAAAGUGGAACUCCUUUAUCUAUAAAGACGCAAAGUAUGUAUUUUUUUGUUUGAAUCUAUAUCUACGUUUGCUAACUUAACUGUCGCAUCUUUUUAAUUCUUUUGAAUCACAGUCUUGCUCGCGUAAUGUAUACGAAGAAAGAUAAUAAAGUUGGAAUUUCCGUAAAUAAGAUUCUUAUUUGUACCAUUUUUUGCUUAACUAUUCUCUUUAUCCUGGGAAUUCAUGGAAUCGUGAUUCUCGAAAUCAGUAAGCGCCACUUUUUUGCUGAUUACGUUCUUUUAAUAACUUUUAUGUUUUUUUCCAAGUUCGUGUCUCUUGAUUAAUAAGAGAAUCGAAAUUCGAGAGGCAUCAUUUCGUCCUUCUUCUUACUCCUGUUUAAAUCCCACGAAUUCCCUUCGUCUCUCAGAAACGUACGCUUUACAUAGCGUAGUUUGACACGCUCAACGUAAACAUCAGAUCCAUUUUAUCCAAACAGACACGAUAGUGGACUCGGCUAGCCACGCAUAUUAUGUACUACGAAGAGCGCGGCUAAAACGUAUGAUAAAAUAUUAAUUAUUACACGCGUCAGUAUGUUACACGUACACGUGCGUUUCGGUAUCCCAGUAUCGCAACACCUUCAUUUUGUAAUGAGUAAUUCAACUUGUGAUUUUGCGAAAGCAGUGUCAAAAGUGUUCGAUGUAAUACCUUCAACGAAGAAUUAUUAUUAAAUUGUUAAGCUUUACUUUAUGCUAUUAAUUAUUUAUAUUUUACAUUAAUAAGUCUAUUAUUAUUUUAUAUUGCAUGAAUAGUUAAAUUUCGUGAUGGAAGUUCACCGUGUCCGAUGAUCGAAAGGAUCUUGGGAUGGGAUAAAUCGGAUCUGGGCAACAGGAGAGAGAACGUGCGUUGAAUGACGCACAACAGCUGUAGGCAACUUUGAGUCGCGUUUCGUGCUCGUAAAACUUUGAGUCUAGAAUAUGUCUAGAGAAGAAGAUAGUAUUAUGGGCCGUGUAGAUAUUAUGGUCACUCGUAUCUUUGUUAUAUUAGGUGACGAAUUCUGGUAAUUACUUAUAAAAUCAAUUUGUUUAGCAGCCUUCCGUUAUAUAGCGCCAAUAUGCCAACACACAAAGUGGACAUUUGUUAUGAGGUAUUUUUACUCUUUCGAACAUUUUAAAACUCUUUCACGACACGUCAUUUAAUUACACAUAAUUCCUCAUUAUUUCUAAACUUGAGCGUAUUAUUACACGAAUGUAUGUACACUUAAGUCUUUUUUGCCAUUUAACUUUUUAUUCGACUGUACAUAUUUCGAGUUAUGCAAAAUUAAACAUGAAAUAUAACAUGAAAUUUUGCUAAUGUAGCUCCUUAAGUGUAUUGACAUCUCAACGGGCCUAACAUGGUCUCUUCUUCGAAUUUUUCAUACUGAAGUAGUUUAAUAAGUUGAUUGUAGUUUUAUUAUUAAGCUAUAAUUUACAUUACGUGUAUUACAAAUUUUCAGUCUAUAUCUACGGAAAGCUUAUGCAUAUACAUUUGCAUAUAUUCUACAAUAUUUUUUCUUCCUAAAAAAUGAAACAUUUAAUUUAAUGAAAUUGUCCCGUAUUUACGAAAAAUACUUUACGUUUGUCUCAGCAUUGUAAUCCAUCUUAUUCUGUUUCAAGUUCAAACUUCGUUGUUAAUAUUUAGAGUGGCAUUCUCUAUGAUUUUAACCAAGUGUCGCGAAAAAAAUAUAUGAAGGAUCAGAAAUCGAUAUUCCUCGCGGAUAAGAUCGUAUUUUUGCGAUCUGCGUGCUUCAAUUACUCGGAUGAAUUCGGCGGGACGGAUAUAAGGAAAGAGAGUAUGCGACGAUGUCUCGCGUGCCAGAUACACACACUCGGGGGAGGAACGUGCGGGAUUCACAUGCACGUGCGUGCGUGCGUGGCGAUGCGUGUAAGUGGAGGACGUCGGCGGUGACAUAUAGCGACGGCGGAGAACGAUCAUUUAGGCGACUAUUAGCAGCUUCGUGAACCCGCGCACGUGUAUCUCCUGCAAGGGCUGCAAGUACUCUUCUGAGCUGAGAGGGAAGGAUUCUUUGAACUUGUGAACCAUCAAUUGCGGACGAAACAAUGUUGCACUUGCUAUUAUGUGUAGGAAAAAGAAGAAAAUAGAAGAUAAAAAACCUCUCUCUUGCUAAUGAGCAAGAUUGACCGAUAAGAGCAAAGUAAUUGAAAAAAUCAAUUAACUAGUAAUGUGAAUUAAUACUGAAUUCUUUUAAAGAAUUCUCUCUCUCUCUAAAGAAAUUUAUUCGUUGAUUUAUAUUCUCUUCAUAUUUAUAUUCAUUCGUAUUUGAAUAAUAUAAUGUUAUGUUAGAUAAAUAAAACGGGCGAUAGACAGCAAGAAUUCAGGUCAUUAUUAUCUUCUUAAUUUUUACAAAUUAAAAUAUUGGGAGCAAAUAUUUUCCAUAUCAAAGAGAGAUCGACAUUGAUCUCCUACUUUUUUGAAGGUAGAAAAAGGUUCGAACGAUGAAAGACGGAAAAGAAGAAAAUUUUUCUAUUUCCGGCGCGCGAUGGGGGUUUCGCUUCGUCCUAAUUCGAUUAUAGCACCGGAAUUUAGAUACAGCGCCGCGAUCGUUAAAAGUGUAUUUAAUUAACCGUCGCGUAGAAAAAAAGACAGUCGGUCGAACGAGCCGAGAGAGUGUGUCGGGUAUCAUUCGGCCGAUUUAUGGUGAUCUUCCCCGUAGGAAAACCCAGGGCAGACCGCGAAUUCCCGAACGGAAAGAACUCGGAGAGGACUAGCGUCGAAACACGUCGGAUUUCUUCGCCUGAUGAUCAAGUUAAUCAUCCGUCAGUUUCGUCAUUCCGCGAGCGAUUUCCACCCCUCCCCUCCAAAAAAAA
Monomorium pharaonis (pharaoh ant) is the source of this 7800-nucleotide messenger RNA. Its product is annotated as forkhead box protein D1. Bases 796 to 2415 code for a protein of 539 amino acids. Gene Ontology annotation, molecular function: RNA polymerase II cis-regulatory region sequence-specific DNA binding; DNA-binding transcription factor activity, RNA polymerase II-specific. Gene Ontology annotation, biological process: anatomical structure morphogenesis; cell differentiation; regulation of transcription by RNA polymerase II. The transcript is spliced from 8 exons. The record is from RefSeq and is a predicted model, not a curated record. Lineage: Eukaryota; Metazoa; Arthropoda; Insecta; Hymenoptera; Formicidae.